AAAAUUUUCUGAAUGUGAAAUGCAAAUCAACAUGAAUCUAGAACAUAUUCAUCAUGACCAAAAGCAAGAGUAUAAUUCAUUAAAGAAAGAUUUAUUUGAGAUCCUGAGUGAAUACUGCAAAUUAAAGCAGAAUAUUCCUUUGAGAAAAGUGGUCCAAGCACAGAAGGAAAUUGAUGAAUAUCUAUGAAGUCUGAUCCAAGCUGAUUCUAUGAGCAUUACCAAAGAUUCUCCAAAUCCUUUAAUGCUCUUAAGUUCUAAAAAGAGGCAUCAAGUUAGACUGAUUUCCUGUGUUUAUUGGAUCUUCGAGAAUACCCAAAAUAAAGCUAUCGGCAAGAUUGAAAGAGAUUUAAAAGAACAGAAUGAGAAUAUUCUCGACUUAAUUCUUGAUAAUGGUCAAGAAGGAUGCCCUAUAAUGAAGAUGAAGCCAGAAAAUCUUGAUAUUCAAUUUGAAGAAGAUAAAAGCGAAGUUGAGUCUUUAAAAACUAAAUUUCUAAGGAGUAAUAGCACAAUCGAGGGAGAAUUAUUGACUAACCUUAAACUUGAAGAUAUGAGAGAUCUGAUAGUGAAGCAAUAAAAAUAACAACAAAACUCCAAA
Molecule: messenger RNA, 595 nt
Organism: Moneuplotes crassus
Lineage: Eukaryota; Ciliophora; Spirotrichea; Euplotida; Euplotidae
Source: the annotation of a GenBank genome assembly